AUGAAUGGUUCUGCAUCUCUGAUCUCAUCUAGGGUUGGAACAAUGUUAACGCUUUUAUUUCUGGUGAAUUGUGCAAUUGCCGAUGUGUACCGAAUGUCACUCACAAAAAUCGAGUCUCCAAUGGUGCAAAUGAUGAGAAAAGAAACAUGGAAAGCAGAACUAAGGAAAAUGAAAGAGACGCGUACGCAGAUCACAAACGCUGGCAAGCCGUCGUUUCCUGUAAACAAAUUCUCUGAAUUUCUCUUUGUGUUUGAUCGAUCUCCAUACAUGAACUGUUUGUUGAUUCUCCAUUCUCUUCAACGAUUUCCAAUAAACCUCGGCAUAAUGGUAUAUGAUUAUUAUGGUAUCGAAUAUGUUGGCAACAUUACCAUCGGUACUCCGGAACAAUCGUUUGAGGUAGUAUUUGAUACUGCAUCAAGUGAAGUAUGGGUACCAGAUUACUCUUGUGCGCCCACUCCGGAACCGGAAUGCGACAGAUCAGAGUGCGACUCGGGAUUGGCGUGCAGAGUUUUUUGUCCGGAAAUAUCGUGUUGUGAACAAAAGAAGAUUCUAAACGAGGAGGAAUAUUCCUGCAAAGGAAAGCAUAUCUUCAAUUCGAAGAAAUCAAACACUUACGUCCCUACAGAAGGAUCUUGGAGCGACGCGUACGGUAAUGGAGAAGCGGAGGGAUUCUAUGGCAACGAUACGGUGCGAUUCGGUGGUAUUGGUACCAACCAACUGAUUGUUCCUGGUGCUCAUUUUGGUCAAGCCGAAUUAAUUACUGGCUACUUUACUGAACAUCCUAUUGAUGGUGUUUUUGGUUUGGGAUUUCCUAUUCUUUGCACAGAAGAAGUAGUUACUCCAUUCCAACGUGCGUAUGACCUACAAUUAAUCGAUCCCGUGUUCACCGUUUUUCUAAAACAUGCCAAUGAAAUUGAGGAAGACAAGUUCGGUGGAAUGUUUACAUUUGGUGGUGUCGACGAGGAACACUGCGAAAAAGCCAUCACCUACGAAACGUUAACUGAAGCUGCAUAUUGGAAAUUCAAGAUGGCUAAUAUUUCUUGUGGGAGCUUCAGUGCCAAAAAUGAAUGGUCAGCAACAACUCAUACAGGAGACCUUUUUAUUAGCGGUCCUUGGAGAAUUAUUUCAGAAAUGGCCAAACAAUACAAUGCUGUGUAUAAUGAAGACAUGGAUAUAUUUGUGAUCGAUUGCAACGCUCAACCAAGAAUGGAAAUCGGUAUCGGAUCUCACAAAUACACAAUUCGAUCUUCAAACCUCAUUAUUAAAGUCAAGGAAGAUUAUUGUAUUUUUGCGCUUCGUUCGCAUGAAACUGGAGGUUUUUUCCCCACUUGGUCCCUUGGUUAUCCAUUCAUUAGAGAAUACUGUAAUGUCUACGAUUGGGGAAAUGAACGUAUAGGUUUUGCUAAAUCAAUUCAGAAGUAG
This is a messenger RNA of Necator americanus (New World hookworm), 1422 nucleotides long. RefSeq lists its product as uncharacterized. Gene Ontology annotation, cellular component: lysosome. Gene Ontology annotation, molecular function: aspartic-type endopeptidase activity. Bases 1 to 1422 code for a protein of 473 amino acids. NCBI's taxonomy places the organism in Eukaryota, Metazoa, Nematoda, Chromadorea, Rhabditida, Ancylostomatidae. The record is from RefSeq and is a predicted model, not a curated record. Gene Ontology annotation, biological process: proteolysis; cell death. The transcript is spliced from 11 exons.